CCCCCCAAAAUAACACAUUUGCAACAACACCAAUCAUUUCUUCCCAAUUAAACGAAUCCAGGUACUUAAAGUUGAUCUGCAAGAAAGGAGGGGGUGGUAAAAAAGAAGCUAGGCACUUUUGUGCAGCGUUUGGAGAUGUGAGGAGGGAAAGGCGGAAGUUUGAUGCUUUAAUUAUUUAGGAAAAUAUAUAUAAAAGAGGCAGACAGAUGUGAGGCGGGUCCACGUGUGGGGUUUUUUUUUUCAGACACACAGAGAUCUAUUGUUCAGAUCAAUAAAAAGGGCAGUCUGAGUGGAAAUAAAAAGAGACAAAUCUUUGGAUUUAAAACCCGACAGAGAGAGAGAAAGAAAGUAAAGGGGAAAAACAAAAAAGAAAGAAUUACAAUUUGCGACUUUCAAUCAAGUUGGUGGAUAUUUAACCACUUGGAGAAAGAGUUUGUUUUGUGGAGGGGGGGGAGAGGAAGAACGGUUCAUCUAGGAACGAUUUUUCUGUUGCCGGAAAAGAAUUGAGGGUUUAAUUUAAUUUUGUUGUGUUGUGUGUUGAGCCCGUUCCGCCGCCACCGCCGCCGCCUGAGACAAAGAUGCCUCGCAAGAAGGUGGAGAAGAAGAAAUUAAAGGGUGGAAGGAAGAGGGAGAGAGACUUCAGCGACGAGGAGGACGUGGAGCUGGAGAACUCGGGCAAGAAGCUGGGCAAGCCGGCGCUGCAGACCGUCACCGAGCCCGACGAGACCAAGGAGAAAAUAAAACUAGAAGGAUCCAAGUACAAAGGACAGCUGCUUAUCUGUGGAGCCACAAACUGGGACUUGAUUGGUCGUAAGGAAGUUCCUAAGCAACAAGUGGCUUACCGCAACUUGGGGCAGAACCUGUGGGGGCCAAAUCGUUAUGGCUGCCUCUCGGGGGUACGUGUGCGGACAGUGUCGUCGGGCGCGUGUGCUGCCCACAACCUCAUCAUUACCACAGAGGGCACCAUCUGGAGCUGGGGCCGUGGUGAAAAAGGACAGCUAGGACAUGGCGACACCAAGCGCGGAGAAGUCCCCAAACUUAUUGAAGCUCUCAAAGAUCAUACAAUCGUCGCGGGAGCUUGCGGGCGUAACCACAGUCUCUGUUUAACAGAAAAUGGAACAGUUUUUGCCUUUGGUGAGAACAAAAUGGGACAACUUGGCCUUGGAAACCAGACUGAAGCAGAGCCCUGCCCUGCACAGAUCAUGUACAAUGGCCAGCCAAUUGUGAAAAUAGCCUGUGGUGCAGAAUUCAGUAUGAUCGCUGACUGCAAAGGAAACCUCUAUUCCUUUGGCCACCCAGAGUAUGGACAGCUUGGUCACAACUCUGAUGGCAAGUUCAUUGCCAGGGCGCAGAGAAUUGAGUUUGACUGUGAGGUGGUGCCGCGACGGGUAGCCAUCUUCCUGGAGAAGACAAAAGAUGGUCAAAUCCUGCCGGUGCCGAAUGUUGUGGUCCGUGAGGUGGCCUGUGGAGCAAACCAUACGAUUGCUCUUGACUCCCAGAAGAGGGUGUUCACUUGGGGCUUUGGAGGAUAUGGUCGCCUCGGGCACUCUGAGCAGAAGGAUGAGAUGGUCCCUCGUCUGGUUAAACUCUUUGACUUCCCUGGCCGUGGAGCUGUGCGGAUCUGCGCUGGAAACACCUGCUCGUUUGCAGUCAAUGAGAUGGGUGGCUUAUUCUUCUGGGGUGCAACCAACACCUCUCGUGAUUCCACAAUGUACCCCAAAGUGGUGCAGGACCUGUGUGGGUGGAAGGUUCGAAGCCUUUCCAGUGGAAAAAGCAGCAUAAUUGUUGCAGCUGAUGAGAGCACAAUCAGCUGGGGACCAUCACCAACCUUUGGAGAACUGGGCUAUGGUGACAACAAGCCCAAGUCUUCCACCACUGCACAGGAGAUAAAGACCUUGGAUGGUGUUUACAUUGAGCAGGUUGCCAUGGGCCAUGCACAUUCGCUGAUGAUAGCAAGAGAUGAAAGUGAUACAGAGAAAGAGAGGAUUAAGAAGUUGCCUGAAUAUAACCCGCGGAUUAUCUGACGUAGCCUUGAGCAGCCACACAUGAAAGCUUCACUUGAACAAAGGCAGCUGGAGUUUACAGUGCACUGGUCAAUGAGAUAAAUAUCCACACUGAACAGCAAGCCAGGCAAUGGACCACAUCUUACAAAGAGAUUUUCCAAUUCCUGCAAAAAUGUUAGUGCUACUUACAUAAUGACAAUUUCAAACGCAGCUGUGUAGUGUUUCCAGAGCAACUGAUUUAACAAUGUAUGCAGAUAGUUAAUUUUUCUUGUGUUCUUUGGCCAGUGUGUUGCCAUUGGCUUGGGUAACGGCCAAUUUCUAUUGAUAUGUUGCAACUUCUUGUAUUUUCUUUUAACCCAGGUUUGACUCUUAUAAUUGGCCAGCAGAGUGGUGUAAACUAGCUGAAACAUUUGGAACUGUGACCUUCAAUUGGCUGCACUAAGCAUCAAGCUGGCAACUUGCAUUUCCACUUUAUUUUUAAAUGGGAGCUGGCUGGCGAUGUAUUUGUCUUCUGCUAACUUUCUUCCUCCUAAUUACUUGUGAUGGGUAGAGGGAUUUAUCACCCAUUCGGUUAAUUAUAGUCUUAAAAAUGCGAGGCCCUGCUAUCUGAUAGGAUAGGCCUGGGUGGUUGAGUUGAGAGUGUGGGUGUGAAAGGCACUUCUGGCUCUGCCCUUGGAGCUUUGGAGUAGCUGUGCUCCAGUGAAGGCCCUAGUCUCUGAAACCCACCUGCUCUCGUGAUCAACUGCGCUUGGUUGAGUCUGUAGAAAAGGGCUUGCAUUCCACACUUCUCCCUGCUACACUUGGGCUUCUGUUUUCAUUGACACCAUGUGUUGCUGUUGAAUACAGGAGCUCCACAUACUGGCUGCCAACAACACAUCUUGUGAACCUGCCUUAUUGUUCCCAUCUCUGGCAAUACAUUGCCAAUAAAAUUAAUCAAUCAAACUUUGCUGAUUUGCUUAGUACGACACUGAGUAAAAUCAUCAUUUUGCUUUCAAUCCCUCAUCUAUUUGAUGGUUUGGUUCCGUUCUAUACGUCUGAUAAGCUAAUGGUACAGAUUGUUUUUUUCUAACCAAACCCAUUCCCCCAGAAGAUCAAUGAGAUAUCUAGGUCAAAUCUUUAUCAACAAAUCCCCCUACCAUAUUGGAUAUUUUUGUUUGAAGUAAUUGUAGUUUAUUUGAGACUUUUCAGUCUCUCAUUUUAUAUACGCCAGGAUUUAAUCAGUGGGUUUUUUUUCCUCUUGGGGAACGGUGUGAAAUUGACACGAGAGCCAGUAAGAAUUGGAAGAUCCCAAGGGAAGUGAAGGAAGGAAACUGCCUUAGAUAAAGAGGAAAUGUGGUCCCAUUUCUAUUGAGUACCAGUGGCUUAGCAACUGUUCAUUAUCUGAUAUCCUUGCUAUCCCGACAAGCAGUUUGUAAAAGGUGAUUUUAUUAGGUGCAGAACAACUUGUUCAACUCGAGGCUGUUUUGAGAAUGUAUUUGUAUUCUCUGAAUUCAGCCUCCACCUUAACGGCAACUCUUAUGUGGACAUGUUUUGUAGCAUAAACAUGUUGACUUUCUUGUAGCAUUAGUCAGCAAAAUCUUCCUUUUUACAAUUUGCAUGCUGCAGUCUCAUUCCUUUGUUCCAGAUUCCAAUGUCCUCGUUUUAUUAGCGGAAGUUCUCGUCCAUUAACAAACUGAUAGACCUCAUAGAGAAACUCUGAAAGGCUUUCUCAUUUCUCUCUAAUUGCCCGAGACUGUUCCCUGUUGGCAUCUCUUCCAUUGCUUUGUAGCCUGACCAGCUGUGAUGUGUGCAAUAUUGAUGGUUUCUCAGCAAUGCCAGUGCAUUCUCGAUACAGAACGACCACAGAUGAAAAAGGAUGUUGCUGAACUCUCGUCGGGAGUUUUCUCUCUCCGGCCACAGAUGAAAUCUUUAGUGACGUGACUGUCUUGCUUGUGUCCAUCAGAAAACCAGCAGGUUGAAUCUACCUGUACAGAACAGUGACCCUGGGAUUCUAAGUCUGGCUCUGGUUUUCAUCUUUGAACAGGAGAAACAGUAUCUCCCCAUAAACCAUUUGCAAGAGGAGGUGCAGGAAAUAUGGGAUUACUGCACAAGAUCCCCCCCCCCCCCCCCCCCCCCCCCAUCAUUUAGUUUGGUCUCUGGAAAUAUGGGAUUACUGCACAAGAUCCCCCCCCCCCCCCCCCAUCAUCAUUUAGUUUGGUCUCUGGAAAUAUGGGAUUACUGCACAAGAUUCCCCCCCCCCCCCCACCAUCAUUUAGUUUGGUCUCUGCAGAACCAAAAAAUCUGAAAUAUCCCUAUUUGUUAACCUUGUAACCCUUAAAAUAAAUGUUUGCUGAUUUUCAAAUUCUGAUGCCCAAGAUGAAUGUGCUACAAGAACCUUUAAUGAUUUGGUUAUCAGUCUAUAAGCAGAGCUGGCAAGCUGAAGGAUUUGGAUGUGAUUGAACCAAGAUAUUUUUACACUCGUGGUUCAACUGAUCCACAACUAGGUGGGGAUAUGGUGACCACGCUCCACGAUGCCGCUGGGGUAUCGAUCAAUGGUGGACCUUCGCUCUGAGAUAUGGCCAGAGGGGCCGGUGCUGCCGUCUUGUUGCUGGUUUGAUUUCUUGCGUCACCUUUUGAGUGUGCUUCAACUCGCCUACUCGCCUUCACGAAGCUGAAAAUUGGCUGCCUCUUAACAAAGGUUAAACUGACACCAAUGUGAAAGUUGUGCUGAAACAAUCGCUUAUUUAAGUCUGAUGUAGAAUGCAUCGGUUUACAAGUUUCCCAAUUUUCAGCCUUUGCAGGAGUGGAACAAAAUUCUGCUCUGAUAUUGUCAAUUCCUAAUCAUUUAUGAAUAUUUAAUUUGCUCCCCUCUGUUGACUUGCUGGCUAUUUUGCCUGCCUUCCUGCUGGUCUGCUUGACUUUAACUGUUCCUGCCUUGGGCUUGUGAGGCUGUACUAAGUCACCAUGUUGAACGUUGCUAGUGCUGUAAUGGAAUUCAUGUGCUUUUAUACUGAUCCUUUUUCUACAGUGGGACUUGACGUCCUUGUGUGGCUCUGUUACAUUCACAUCUUCCUGUAGCAGCCAAUGUUAAAUAUCCAAGAUGGGAAAACAUGAAAAGUUGACCCACAUUUUACACUCUUUUUCCCUCUCUUCUGGUUUUGAAGGUCCAUGCUUUGUAGAAUUGUACUGCAGAAUUUUGCAGGUGCAGGGUGCAGAGACAGUGUAAUGCACCUGUAGCUGUGAGUAUGCACUCUUAUCUGUAAGUGUUGCAUGGUAUCCCACCAGAUGAUCUCAAAAAUAAAGUAACUUGAUUAACUUUUGGAGUUGCUGCUAUCUUUCAAUAAUGCUGAGCUGGCUGGAAUUUGGGUAUAAAAUGAUCAGACUUGGUACAAGAUAACGGCAGUGCUGUCCUUGAGCCUGGUUUGGUCUUUUGAAAACAUAUUUCUCCUUUAGGGGUAAAAGGCAAGUUCUUGUUGCAGUUCAGUGUCUUGUAGGCCAAUGGCCUGUAAUCAACUGCAGUUGCUAUUACUGAACACAAGUAUUUGUCGUGCUUGGUCAGGUCUUUUCCAGUUGUCCACUCCAGCCACCUACUACCUGAUUGUGUCCUUUUUAAAUUCUGAUACUGUAAAUGGAAGUCCUGCUGGACUUUAAACGCAUUGGACAUUUGAAAUUGACUAGUCAACUUGGGAAAGGUAAAGUUCAGGUAAAGUAACAAGUCAAUCAUCUUACUUUUAAAAAGACAGUUGUGGGGUAAGGAAUGGUGUGCAAGACUUGAAGCUAUGGUGGUUCAGACUCUUCCCAUUAAAGAUCACAUUUGCACAAAAAAACUAUUUCCUUUUUUGUGGGGGGGGGAGGAAGAUAACGAAUUCUAGGAGCAAUGAGGGCUGGAAUGUUUCUAUCUUCUCCAACUAAGCUCCCCGGGGAGAACGAUUGUGACUUCAUUCUGCAACUGUUAUGCUGAGAGGAAACGAUUUCACUGCAGACAUUAAAACCAUCUCUGUGUCGAUGUGCUCCUUGCCAUCUCCAAAAUAAUAAAGUAAUUGAACAUCUAUGAAAUCUUUGACAUUUUCCAAGUACAGGUGAACUAUCGGCUUGUUUAGCAAGAUGGAUAGGGAGAGGGCUUCUCCUCAUGCUGGUUAAUAGCGACUGGUUUAGGCAUUAUUAGGUUUAGAAAGUGAUUUUUGUAGCUAAUUAGUUACCUGUUCAGUGCUGUAAACCUUUUUUUCUUUUUUUAACUUUUGUAUUUCCUGCAAUAAAUGGAAUAAAUUCUUGGCUUGUGUGUC
Molecule: messenger RNA, 6265 nt
Organism: Amblyraja radiata (thorny skate)
Lineage: Eukaryota; Metazoa; Chordata; Chondrichthyes; Rajiformes; Rajidae
Gene: rcc2
Product: regulator of chromosome condensation 2
Exons: 12
Coding region: 579-2024 (481 amino acids)
Biological process (GO): negative regulation of GTPase activity
Cellular component (GO): membrane
Molecular function (GO): small GTPase binding
Source: RefSeq, a predicted model, not a curated record